Messenger RNA from Folsomia candida, 905 nucleotides. It is a transcript of the gene Archease, whose product is annotated as protein archease-like. Gene Ontology annotation, cellular component: tRNA-splicing ligase complex. Lineage: Eukaryota; Metazoa; Arthropoda; Collembola; Entomobryomorpha; Isotomidae. The transcript has 4 exons. Gene Ontology annotation, biological process: tRNA splicing, via endonucleolytic cleavage and ligation. Bases 230 to 841 code for a protein of 203 amino acids. The record is from RefSeq and is a predicted model, not a curated record.
CAGACCAAACGAAACUAAACCGGCCAAAACACCUUGGUUGUUGGUCCAUUUUCACUUCACUCACACACAUCCAAAAAAUACAUGACUCCUGUGAUUUAUUAGCAAAUUAAAUAAAUAUCAAAGUGACUAAUUACAUAUGGUCCUUGUAAUUAUGUAGCGAAAACGAAGCCCCAUAAAUCAUCUUAACCAAACCGUAUCAAAUUGUUGAAAAACCGAGUAACAAUUCAACAUGGAGGAGAAAGAAGUGCAAUCCUCUGUCACUGACGAGGAAAGGGACGUGUCGCCUCCCAAACGAUUCAAAGAAAAAUGUCCUCCUGACAAUAUUGAUGCUGAAGUAAGUAUCUCUCAAUUAAUUGUCGAGGAGGUGGACCUGCUUGAACAACCCCAAAUUGGAGUGGAACCUCAAGUGCUACCUGAAAUCAAGUAUGAAUAUUUGGAUCACACAGCUGAUGUGCAAAUCCAUGCCUGGGGAUUCAACCUUCAAGAGGCGUUUGAGCAGUGUGCGAUGGGCAUGUUUGGCUAUAUGACGGACAUUGAUACAGUUGACAACAAGGGGACGCAGACCAUUGAGGCGAAUGGUCACGACAUGCUCUCUCUUCUCUUUGGAUUUCUGGACGAGUUUCUUUUCAUCUUCAACGCAGAUCCUUUCUUUAUAGCGAGGAAAAUCACAAUUACUUCAUUUGACCGUGACAACUUUAAAAUUAAAGCGGUGGGACAUGGUGAAACGUUUGAUAUUUCUAAGCAUCCUCAGGGAACCGAGGUCAAAGCUAUUACCUAUUCAAAUAUGCAGUUUCAUGAAGCAGAGGAUUAUGCAGAAGUAUUUGUAAUUAUUGACAUAUAAGACUAUUGUACUGACCAAUAAUAGUUCAGAUUCUUAUAUUAAAAACUUUAUUUAUUUAUACACA